CACGAACAAAAAAUGGAGUUUGACAACAUAAAAGGCGCACGACGCGUCAUAACCGUUUUACAAUUUAUAGGCCUAUGGCGUUUGAACUCUCCAUGGCAAUCGUUUUAUGCUGCAUAUUCAUAUGUUUUACAUUUAUCAUUCACCUUUUCGUACACAGUGAUGAUGUGGGUGGAUGUGGUACAGGCAUCCGACUUGGAGAAGUUCACUUACAUAAUGUAUAUGUCGUUAACGGAAUUGGCGCUGUUGGCUAAGGUGGCCAAUGUUUGGAUCAAUUCGAAAUUGUUUGUGAACUUUUUUCACACACUGGCCAAUGAUGAAUUAUUCCGUUUGCGCACGGAUGGGGAACGUCAUCUUUGGUCCCGCAUACAUGGAUAUUAUCGUUGGAUCGCUUUCAUGUAUUUUGCUAUGAGUAUUACACUGGUCACAAUCGCCUUCAUUGGGGUACUCUUCUCUAAGGAUUAUGAAUUGCCAUUUCCUUAUGCACCACCAUUUGAGUGGCGUAAUCCGCACGGCUAUUGGUAUGCAUACUUUUAUGAAUUACUGGCAAUGCCGUUGACUUGCUUCUCAAAUUGUGGACUGGACAUGAUUCAAUGUUAUAUGCUUUUGCAUUUGUCGUUGUGUUAUAAAAUGAUUGGUGGGCGGUUGGUGGAAAUGGGAAAGCAAAAACAAAAGCUGCAUCAAUUAAGUGAAUUCAAUGAAACCAGAUUCCUGGAAGAAUUUGUGGGCAUAGCAAAAUUACAUGAUAAAAUGAAGAAGCUUUCAGCAGAUUGUGAAACUUUCGUCUCAUUCCCGUUUCUUAUACAGAUAAUGUGCUCCUCAUUUGUGUUAUGUUUUAGCGCCUACCGAUUGCAAAAGGUUAGCAUUUUCGAGAAUCCCUCACAAUUUUGCACACUAAUUUUGGCAGUGAUUGUGAUGAUUUUGCAAAUAUUCGUCCCGUGUUAUUGUGGCAACGAAAUAAUCUUGAGUACUGGAGCCUUGAACAAUGCCAUUUACAAUGCCGAAUGGGUACAGUGUUCCCCUAAAGUGUGUAAAUACCUAAUAAUCUACAUGGAAAUGCUGCAGCAGCCGGUAAAAGUGCGAGCAGGAAAAUUUUUCGAAAUCGGUUUGCCGCUUUUCGUGAAGACCAUGAAUAAUACAUACAGUUUAUUGGCGUUGCUGCUUAAUAUGAAUAAGAAAAAUUACGAUAAUUAAAAAAUGUUAUUCACUUCACUUCAGAAAAAUUACAUGACUGUUGACUACUUGAAAUUGUGUUUGUAAUUAACAGUCAGUCAGCAAUCUGUGGAGUGUUUACAAAAACAAACAUUUUUACAAGAUUUUAAGCUUCUAACUAAGACCUCAAACAUUAAAAGUGCUGAGUGCAUGAU
This is a messenger RNA of Anastrepha ludens (Mexican fruit fly), 1364 nucleotides long. Its product is annotated as odorant receptor 94a-like. The transcript is spliced from 4 exons. Lineage: Eukaryota; Metazoa; Arthropoda; Insecta; Diptera; Tephritidae. Gene Ontology annotation, cellular component: plasma membrane. Gene Ontology annotation, molecular function: odorant binding; olfactory receptor activity. Gene Ontology annotation, biological process: detection of chemical stimulus involved in sensory perception of smell; sensory perception of smell. Bases 13 to 1191 code for a protein of 392 amino acids. The record is from RefSeq and is a predicted model, not a curated record.